Molecule: messenger RNA, 1066 nt
Organism: Eucalyptus grandis
Lineage: Eukaryota; Viridiplantae; Streptophyta; Magnoliopsida; Myrtales; Myrtaceae
Exons: 2
Coding region: 188-784 (198 amino acids)
Molecular function (GO): mRNA binding
Source: RefSeq, a predicted model, not a curated record
GUUUUCUUCAAAACGUUCGGUUAAUCAAGUAUCCGUUUACCUGGUCAAGCUGUCUCGUUUUCCGGCGCCAGUCCGUUCGCUCCGCCGCACAAGACGAGCGCCAGCCUCCCUCCGCCGGCCACCUCCUCUCAUCGCCGUCGCCCUUUCCCCGGAGAUUCGUCGGCCCGAAGACGACGCCGGAGACGCGAUGAACCGCAAGAGGGACAAGCCCUACUUCUCUCGCCCCGCCGCCUCCUCCUUCCCCAUCUCCAAGCGCCGCCGCCCCUUCCCCCGCCCCGAUCCAUCCGCCUCCGACGACCCGCCGCCCGCCCCCAAGCCGUCGCCUCCCCCGGCGCUGGUCGUGAUGGGCCUGCCCCCGGGCAGCUCGGUCCUCGACCUCAAGACCCAGUUCGAGAUGUACGGCCCGAUAUCCCGCAUCCGCAUCGACGGCGACGGCGUCGGCUACGUCACCUACCGGUCCAAGGACUCCGCCGACGCCGCCAUCGCCGCUUCCCGCGACCCUUCUUUCGGAGACUUUGUCGAUUCCGAGAAGGUGCAAGUGUUAUGGGCGACCGAUACGCUCGCCAAAUGGAGGGAAGGAGUUGGAGUCGGUGUCGGAGCGAAGGAGGAGAAGAAUGGUUCUACGUCGAAGCUCUUGCGAGCCGAGGUGCCUCUGAGCAGACACGGACGGGGUAAUAAGCUCGCUUCGACUAUAGUGAAUUCUCAAAAGGGCGGUGGCGGUGAAUCGUCACUCGAGACGCCUUUCCAAGGCAGAGGAAUCGUAGCUUACGACGACAUCCUCUAGAUACGCGAGUGAGUUAGUCCUGGGUUGAGCAGGGGGUGCAGGUAUCGAGAAUUAGGAGAUGUUAGACAAGCUGUUGGUUCUUUUUCUGUGAUGCUUCAUAGUUUCUUAGAAAUGCAUAAUUCCCUCUUCUUUGCUUUACUUGUAUUAGCAUCACUAGCAGGGCUAUUUAUCUAGCUUCUGUCUGUAUGGUUGAAUUGAAUUGCUUUUUUUCUGAUGUAAAUUAGUUGUGUUUGGUGCCAUAUUGAAUAGAAUGGAAUGUUUAAUUCUGUCGAAGUUGCAUCA